Messenger RNA from Parasteatoda tepidariorum (common house spider), 2890 nucleotides. NCBI's taxonomy places the organism in Eukaryota, Metazoa, Arthropoda, Arachnida, Araneae, Theridiidae. The record is from RefSeq and is a predicted model, not a curated record.
CAAGUUAAUUUUUAUUUCUCAAUUCAAAUUCAGCAUUGUUUAAGUUUCAUUUUUAUUUAUAAUAUUAAGACGCUUUCGAUAAAUAGAUUGCUCCAAGUACUUGAACAGCAUUUCAUUUAUGACAGUGGUUGAUGUUUAAGAUUUGAAAAAAGGAAACCAUAGCACCAUUAAAGCGGAACUGCGCAACGUGACGCUCUUCCUUCCAGUUGUCAACUUUAGUAUCGUUUUUAUACGAUGAGGAUGGUUUAUGUUUGAACAGAAAAUUCGGAAUAUCCUUUUCAUCUUGAAAAGAAACGACCUCACAUUUGAUGAAAGGACGUUUAUUUUGAAUAACCCAUGCUUAGAAUCCAUUUGUGAAAAUGGCUAUCUCAAAUAGUGUGGUUGGUAUAUGUGCGCAAUUUUUGAGAAUUAUUUUGACAUUCACACGGCCUAUAUCAGAUUAUGUCUUGGAUUUCCUUUAUGGUUUGUUUAUGGGUAAAACAAAACCAUUACCACCAAUUAACAAUGAGUUGCUUCUGAUGUCAGCCGUUGACCUUGCAAAGAAAAUAAGAAAUCGUCAGGUGAAGUGUGAAGAUGUGAUGUUAGCAUACAUUCAACGAUCACGUUCCGUCCACCCACUCAUAAAUGCUGCAUUAGAUGAAAGGUACGAUGAUGCUCUGCAAGAUGCCAGAGAUAUAGAUACGUUUCUGGAGAGUGGAAGGAAAUCCCCACAACAAAUAGAAAAAGAUACGCCGCUUUUGGGUGUUCCUUUCACUUGCAAAGAAGCCAUAGGAGUUAAAGAUCUUCUUCAGGUGAACGGGUUGGUCUGGGCCAAAGGUCGAAAAGCUCCAGAAGAUUCAGUGGCAGCUUCCAAAUAUCGAAAUGCCGGUGCCAUCCCAGUAACUGUCACGAAUGUUCCAGAGACAUGUUUCUGGUGGGAGGCCGCUAACGCAGUAGCUGGAAUGACAAAAAAUCCUUACGAUAACCGUCGGACAGUUGGCGGCAGCUCCGGAGGUGAAGGAGCAAUAAUCACCGCGGGAGCUGCAUUGAUUGGAAUAGGAAAUGAUAUCGCCGGAAGUAUACGUAUCCCGGCAUCUUUUUGUGGAAUCUAUGGUCAUAAACCUUCAACUGGAACAGUAUCGAAUGCUGGAGCAUUUCCAUUUGGAGAACUCGAUAAGAACGAGGAUAUAGACUCUUUCACCAGUACUGGUCCAAUGUGUCGGUACGUAGAAGACUUGCCCUUAUUGAUGAGGAUACUUACCAGCAACGACCAAAGAAUUAAAUUCGAUGAAAAGGUUGAUUUCAGUAAAGUUAAAAUAUACUACAUGGAGGAAUAUCCUGGCAUUUUACUGAAAUCUAUUUCACCCAUAAAAAAUGCAGUCAGAAAAGCUGCACACCAUUUCGAAAAGGAAUAUGGUAUAAAAGCAAUCCCUUUUAAAAUGGACGAAUUGAGAUACGCCUUUGACGUAUGGGAAUGCAAACUAUUAGAAACUGGAGUCCCUCCCUUCAAAUGCUUACUUGAAUACAAAACUGGCAAAGUUGAUCUAUGGCGGGAACUCUUCAAGGUUUUCUUAGGACGUUCAAAUCACACACUCCCAGCCAUCUAUUUUGCAAUGGUAGACAGAAGAGAAAAGGACGAGUAUUAUUACGAAUGUCUAAGAAUCUAUGAAGCCAUAGAAAGAAAAUUUCAAGAGAUCUUCGUGGACGACGCUAUCUUGUUGCUACCUACUCAUCCUGAACCCCCUCCUCAUUACCUCAUGACUGUUCCUAAGUACCCCAACAUUGGAUACACGUGUAUCUUCAGCAUCCUCGGUUUUCCAUCCUCACAAAUACCUACUGGUCUAGUCAAUGGGCUGCCUAUAGGAAUACAGGCAAUAAGUGGACGGAUGCGAGAUCAUUUGACAUUAGCAGCUGCAAUGGAACUGGACAAGGUUUUCGGUGGUUGGAGAAGUCCUUGUCCUAUUACAGACUGAAAAUUGUGUGCAGAAGUAUUAGGUGAGGCUACAAAGAGGUGUUGACGUCACUCUGAUAUCGCCUGUCUGAUUGUCUUUUUCUUAUGCCUGCAAAUUUCAAUUACAAAAUAAAUCAGUUAAGCCUAAAAUGCACUUUAUGUCGGUAGUUCAUAAGGUGGUUAGAAUUUACUGCAUCCUUGAUAAGGUAUUAAAUUGAAGCAUAACAUCGUUUGAAGUUAACCAUAUUACCAUUUGAAGUUGACAAUAUCGCCGUUUGAAGUUAGUUAAAAAAUCAAGUUAAAGAAGUUCGAUAGUAAAAUCCAACUUAAAAGUAUGAUAAAGUUGUAUCAAAUUUUAACCAUGGUUCAAUACUCUUUAUGAUUCAAUACUCUUCAAAAUUUCUGAUUUUGUGUAAGAAAAAAGUAAUGCUUUAAAAAACUACUCAUUUUGCAAUUUCAAAUUAGAUUAAUUUUUAUCAAAAUUAAAAACCAGUUCUUAAGGUUUUACACAUUCCAAAAUGUAAAAAAUUGAGCCUUUUGGCAAAACAUGUGAACUGAAGUGAUUAUUUCCUCGUAUUAUAGCUUCUAUGCCUGCUAAAAUACAUGAUUUAUACUUGGUGUUUUCAAAGGACCAAAUGUAGGGCUGCAAAUAAUGAUUAGAGGCAGCUUUAGUUUGAUUUUAAAAAAUUUUAGUCCUGCAAUCUUUAUUAAAAUGAAGUUGAGUUAAGCAAACAAAUAUGACGUACAAAAGUUAGUCGGAUCAUUUAACUGAAUUUAUAUUUUUUUCAUGUCACUGUUUUUAAACUAUUUUGUUACGUUGAAAUUGUGAACGUCUUUGUUAUAUGAAUGAGCUUCGUGUAUUCAUCAUUUGUGUCAAUUGAAAUAUCAAGUUUGUUUGACAUUGAUAAAAGAACUUUUGUAUACUAAUCUGUAAAAAUAAAAGAAAAUAAUAAUGCAAAA